CGCUGAUUGGCUGGUUUGCCGGCUGUUGCUGGGGUGAAGAUGGCGACGCUGGUGCUGGACAGCGGGGCGGCGACCGCCAAGAUCGGCUACAGCGAGGAGCAGGUCAGCGUCAUCCCCAACUGCCAGUUCAGGUCGAAAACGGCUCGACUGAAAACCUUCACCGCCAACCAGAUAGACGAGAUCAAGGACCCCUCAGGCCUCUACUACAUCCUUCCUUUCCAGAAGGGGUAUUUGGUUAACUGGGAUGUUCAGAGGCAAGUGUGGGACCAAUUGUUUGGCAGGGAAAUGUAUAAGGUGGAUUUUUCUGAAACCACUAUACUUAUUACAGAACCCUAUUUUAAUUUUAAUUCAAUCCAAGAGUCCAUGAAUGAAAUCUUAUUUGAAGAAUAUCAGUUCCAAGAAGUCUACCGGACAAAUGCUGGAACGUUGAGUGCUCACAAGUACUUUCAAGAGAAUAAGUCUGAACUUUGCUGUCUCGUGGUGGACAGCGGCUACUCUUUCACACACAUUGUACCUUAUUGUAAAGGGAAAAAAAUGAAUGAAGGUAUUUGCAGGAUAAAUGUUGGUGGAAAGCUACUAGCCAAUCAUCUCAAGGAAAUCAUCUCAUACAGGCAGUUGCAUGUGAUGGAUGAGACCCAUGUUAUCAAUCAAGUAAAGGAAGACGUAUGUUAUGUGUCACAAGACUUCUACAAGGACAUGGAAAUUGCACAGCUAAAAGGUGAAGCAAACACAGUAAUGAGAGACUACAUUCUUCCAGAUUUCAGCACUAUUAAGAAGGGUUUCUGCAAGCCCAGGGAAGAGAUGGUGUUCAGUGGGAAAUACAAGACAAGUGAGCAGAUUCUACGUCUGACAAAUGAGAGAUUUGCUGUUCCUGAGAUCCUCUUUCACCCAUCUGACAUUGGUAUUCAGGAGAUGGGAAUUCCGGAAGCAAUUGUUCAUUCAGUGCAAAAUUUACCUGAAGAGAUGCAUCCUCACUUCUACAACAACAUCAUCUUGACCGGUGGCAACACCCUCCUCCCAGGGUUUAGAGAUCGAGUUUAUGCUGAUGUCAGAUCACUUACUCCAUGCGAGUGUGAUGUAUCUGUUUUACUGCCUGAAAACCCUGUCACACAUUCAUGGGAAGGUGGAAAAUUGCUUUCUGAAAGUUCAGAUUUCAUGGAUAUGGUAGUUACCAGAGACGAUUAUGAAGAGAAUGGGCACAGUAUCUGUGAGGAGAAAUUUGAUAUUUGAAACAUCAACCUAACAAUGACUGAAAAAUUUGGUGAUUGAUGUCAAGGUGAUGAGAAGUUUGCACGGGAUGCAGUGAUACCUUGUGAACAUGUGGGAGAAGUGGAACACUUUACACUAAUGCUGUUCCUGUGCACAAGUUGAAUUGUUUAUGAAGGUGAAAAUAUCUUCCUUGCCUUAUGUGAAGCUUAAGACUGUGGAAUAUAUUAUAUGUAAAAUAAUCUUUUUGUUAUGUGUUUAUGACGUGGAAUGCAAUUCAAAUUGCUGUUAUAGCUUAUGUUGGUAGUGUGGCGAAAUGAUUAUGAACUUUAAGAGAUCAAGAAAGAUCAAAGAAAUGUCAACAAGCUAUUUUAGUAGUUGAUUUUCCAACUGUAAAGGAUCUUGUUUGACACAAUUUCAUUGUUCAGAGUCUGAAUCACAUCUAUAAAAGAUUUAUUACUUA
Callorhinchus milii (elephant shark) is the source of this 1669-nucleotide messenger RNA. It is a transcript of the gene actr6, whose product is annotated as actin related protein 6. Gene Ontology annotation, cellular component: Swr1 complex. The record is from RefSeq and is a predicted model, not a curated record. The transcript is spliced from 11 exons. NCBI's taxonomy places the organism in Eukaryota, Metazoa, Chordata, Chondrichthyes, Chimaeriformes, Callorhinchidae. Bases 40 to 1230 code for a protein of 396 amino acids. Gene Ontology annotation, molecular function: nucleosome binding.